AUGCGCGCCGCUCUACGCGCCUCACGCCCGCUUCUUUCAUCAUCCACGCCCAAGAGCUUCGGUCACCCAGACUCUAGUACUUCUGAUGUACUUCUUGAGCUUGACAUGGAUACGCUGUUGGCCGAUAUCGCCGCCGGACGCAUGGAGCUCCGUUCGCCUGACGUCCAUCUUCAGACUGUACUCGCCGGCCGCGACAUCGAAUGGCGCGUGCACGACGGCAAUGAUGAGGACGCAUGGAUCACACUACGGAUCAGACUUGUCGCUGGAUAUUCGGCGCGCUUGAGGGCUUGGUACGCGGACAUCGCGUCACGCGCUCUGCCGGUCUCUGAGGACGAAGCAUUCGCGACGCUCGUGCGCACGCCAACGCAUGCACUACUCGAUCUGGACGUCAUACCUCCCUGUCACAUCACAGCCCUUCUAGCCCGUCUCCCACGCAACAUACGCGCCGUCCUACUCCUCUCAUCCGCGUCGGCCCCGUACCCGCCAUCAGAUCUCUCUGUCACUUCUCGCCCAUCAACCUCUCUACCAGCACUCCGCGCCUAUCCCUUCACGCGACCCCGCUCAUCCGCCGCACUGCGCACCCAACUCCCCGAUCUUCUCCGUAUACUCUCCGAAGCGGGUGUCGCGCUCGAGAAGGUCGAAGAUGCCGGUGAAGCAUAUGCGAAGGCGCUUGUGGACGCAGCGGAUACGCUCGAAGGGGAGGGAGCAUCGCGCGACGCGUUUGUUGCUGCGCAUGAGAAAUGUGGGGAAAGGGAGGCUGCGGAAGCUGCACAGGAAAAGGGGAGGCGCGCAUGGCGCGCGGAGGUGUUGAGAGGGCGGUGGGAGGCGGCGCUUGUGCGUGCUGGUUCGGUGAGGAAGUGGGCGGUUAGCGUGCGCACUUGA
Messenger RNA from Peniophora sp. CBMAI 1063, 882 nucleotides. Lineage: Eukaryota; Fungi; Basidiomycota; Agaricomycetes; Russulales; Peniophoraceae. The record is from the annotation of a GenBank genome assembly.